Molecule: messenger RNA, 1257 nt
Organism: Peromyscus maniculatus bairdii (prairie deer mouse)
Lineage: Eukaryota; Metazoa; Chordata; Mammalia; Rodentia; Cricetidae
Gene: Cfap36
Product: cilia and flagella associated protein 36
Cellular component (GO): axoneme; ciliary base
Source: RefSeq, a predicted model, not a curated record
CAUAGCGACCAUUUUACGUUUACUGGUUUGUAGUGUCUAACCAGGGGGCCUGGCGACUGCCCGGGCCGCGCUGCCCGCAUUCCCCGUCGGCUUCCUGCGGCCGAAAGGCCCGAGCGGGCCGGGGAGUCUGGCCUAGGCAUCCGCGUCGCCCGGUACGGGCGGGAUGGCUGCGGAAGAAGAGGACGAGGUGGAAUGGGUGGUGGAGAGCAUCGCUGGGUUCCUGCGGGGCCCGGAUUGGUCCAUCCCCAUCUUGGACUUUGUGGAGCAGAAAUGCGAAGUUUUUGAUGAUGAAGAAGAAAGCAAAUUGACCUAUACAGAAAUUCAUCAGGAGUACAAAGAGCUAGUUGAAAAGCUGUUAGAAAGUUACCUUAAAGAAAUUGGAAUUAAUGAAGAUCAGUUUCAAGAAGCAUGCACCUCCCCUCUGGCAAAGACACGCACAUCACAGGCCAUUUUGCAGCCCGUGUUGGCAGCAGAGGAUUUUACUAUCUUUAAAGCAAUGAUGGUCCAGAAGAACAUUGAGAUGCAGCUUCAAGCCAUCCGAAUAAUCCAGGAGAGGAAUGGUGUGUUACCCGACUGCUUAACUGAUGGCUCCGAUGUAGUCAGUGAUCUUGAACAGGAAGAGAUGAAAAUCCUGAGGGAGGUCCUCAGAAAAUCAAAAGAAGAAUAUGACCAGGAGGAAGAAAGGAAACGAAAAAAGCAGUCAUCAGAGGCUAAAAUGGAAGAACCACCAGUGUAUACUACUGAAGCUGCAAAACUGAGUAAUUCCCAAGGAGAUGGUGAACAUUUUGUACAGCCACCCUCAGAAGUUAAAGUGCAUUUUGCUAAUCAGUCAGUACAACCCUUGGCAAGAAAGAUGGAGCUGUUGCCUGAAACUUCCUCCCUCCCACAAAAAGGUCUGAAGAUUCCUGGUUUAGAACAUUCGAGCAUGGAAGGACCAAUAGCAAAUUUGUCAGCACUCGGAACAGAAGAGUUACGGCAACGAGAACAUUAUCUCAAGCAGAAGAGAGAUAAGCUGAUGUCCAUGAGAAAGGACAUGAGAGCAAAACAGAUCCAGAAUACUGACCAAAAAGGAAAGCCUACCAGGGAGGUGGAGGAAAUGACAGAGAAGCCAGAAAUGACAGCAGAGGAGAAACAAACAUUACUAAAGAGGCGAUUGCUCGCAGAGAAACUUAAAGAAGAAGUUAUUAAUAAGUAAUAUGAAGAGUUAGCGAAACAGAAGUCCAAGUUUUCUUAAAAAUAAAUUAUUUAAUCCUUAAA